Molecule: messenger RNA, 1878 nt
Organism: Xiphias gladius (swordfish)
Lineage: Eukaryota; Metazoa; Chordata; Actinopteri; Istiophoriformes; Xiphiidae
Gene: cyba
Product: cytochrome b-245 light chain
Exons: 6
Coding region: 95-652 (185 amino acids)
Biological process (GO): superoxide anion generation
Cellular component (GO): NADPH oxidase complex
Molecular function (GO): heme binding
Source: RefSeq, a predicted model, not a curated record
UAAAUACUUCUACUUCCUGGUAGACACGACUAACGUUGUGAGUCGCUCUCCGGAGAGUCCAGUCGUCUGCAGAGUCUCAGUCGAGCUGAGCGCGAUGGGGAAAAUAGAGUGGGCGAUGUGGGCCAAUGAGCAGGCUCUGGCUUCGGGACUGAUUCUCCUCACUGGAGGUGUCGUGGGAGUGGCUGGACAGUUCAGGGGCUGGCAGUUUGCUGCCUAUGCUGUUGCUGCUGGAGUUUUUGUGUGCCUUCUUGAGUAUCCCAGAAGCAAGAGGUCCAAGGGCAAAAGUGUGGAGAGAACGGGCCAGUACUGCUUCACUGUGUGUGUAAAAGCUUUUGGGCCGUUGACAAGGAACUACUAUGUCAGAGCAUUUUUACAUGCUGCACUCUGUGUACCUGGAGGUUUUAUGCUCGCCACUGUUCUCGGAUGUGUCUGCCUCGGUAUUGCCAGCCUUAUCUACCUUGCGGCAGCUAUUCUUGGUGAACACUGGGAGCCCAUUCUUCCACAAAAGGAGAUCCGAACUCCAGCAGAAAGCAUGAAGAAACCUCCUCAGAAUCCACCUCCAAGACCUCCUCCAGAGAUGCGCAGGAAACGGGCAGAGGACCUGGAGGGAGCAGCCUAUGAUAACCCCAUAUCUGUUACCGCCAACGAGUAACCAGUCCAGUACCCCAUCCUCUGUAUCUCUUCCAAUGUCUCCCUGAGAUCUUCGUACAAUUCAAUCGAUCAAAACCAGUCACAGCGGGACGUCACCAGGUUCUGUGAUUCUGGACAAAUUAAUAGUUUUCUGAAGUUUGAUGAAGCCAGUGACUGGACAACAUUUCGGGUCCAUGCCUUUGUACCUCAACCUGCAGAGAAAUAUCUUGAAUACAGAGGAAAAAUGUUUCUCAGCAAGAACUGAGAAUUCAAAGGAGGAUGGGUAAAUGUGAAUAUCACAUUUUAAUUUUGAACAAAAAACAUAGGAGAUAAAUGUAAAUGCUAUAGCUGCUAAGUGGCAACCACAUAUAAAUAUUGUCGUGUCAAAGGACUGUAUGUUGUAUAUUUACUGCUGUGAUAAAAGUACAAACCAAUACCUGUUUUCUGCUGCUGCCACCAUAUAUUUUAAACUCAGUUGCAUCCGUUGUGUUGUGUUGCCAUGCAUUGAUCUCACAAUGUAUUAUAUACUGUAUAAAGUAUAUAACACUUUUGUUAACCCUUCUGUAUUUGAGUAUUUUUUGAAGUCAACUAAUUACAAUACUAUAGGGGUUCACUGUUCUGUUUGCUAGGAUUAAAUUGACACAUCUUUAGGCAGUAUCAGGCUGAUAUUAACCAUAUUUCAAUUUUUUUUUCUCUGUGCUUUUAAGGUGUUUUAAAUAAAUCCAUUGUACCAGUAGAACCUAUCUGUCUUACAUUUGUACUUUCAUGCAUGGUAUUUUACAAGUUUCUUUUGGAAAAUUAUUUUAAGUAAGGACAUUUGCAACUUCCCCCUUUCGCAAACACUGAAUUUCAAUACACUAGAAUUUCCCUUGUGUAUCUCAAGUGUUUUUUUUUUUACCCGCAUUGUUUGUAAAGUUUCCAUCUGUAGUUGGCUCAUGAUAGAUAGAAUGUACAAUCAUAUAUCUGGCUUAAUGCCAGUUGUCAGACAAGUUAAGUGCAUUUGUGUCAUAUCUUUUCUCAUUUCUCAGGGUUUUCUUUUUGUUGGUCACAGCCGAAUGGUUAAGCAGCUGGAAUCUGUGUGGAAAUCAGAGAGGUACAAUGCCACUUCCUCAUUUCAGUUUGUUGAGCUGUAACGUGAGACACACCACUAAUGUAUGUACUUAUUGGAGUUACAUUAUUAUCAUUAUACAUGAAUGUCUUUUAUGAAUAUUUACAAGUUAAAUUCAUAUAAUAUCUUGUACACAACCU